Messenger RNA from Xenia sp. Carnegie-2017, 1145 nucleotides. RefSeq names its product epidermal retinol dehydrogenase 2-like. NCBI's taxonomy places the organism in Eukaryota, Metazoa, Cnidaria, Anthozoa, Malacalcyonacea, Xeniidae. The transcript is spliced from 4 exons. Bases 99 to 1064 code for a protein of 321 amino acids. The record is from RefSeq and is a predicted model, not a curated record. Gene Ontology annotation, molecular function: oxidoreductase activity, acting on the CH-OH group of donors, NAD or NADP as acceptor.
AUGUUAAUUCAUUAUCUACUGCAUUACAACCAAAACAUAAACAAUCUCCAAAAGAAACUUGUGAUUCCAUUUGCAAAGCUUUUAAAAAUAAAUUGACUAUGGCGAGACGGCUGAUCAUAGAGUGCGUUGUCUUUCUGUACACAAUAAUUGUUCAAUGUUUUCAUGUGAUUAAGUCAUUAUUUCUUCCUUUGAAAAAAAAUGUUAGAAAUGAAAUUGUAUUAAUAACGGGCGCUGGAAGUGGACUUGGUCGUUUAAUGGCUUUACGUUUCGCGUCUCUUGGUUCUACUGUCGUCUGUGUUGAUAUCAAUACACAGGCGAACGAAUCAACUGCAAACCAAAUUAAAUCGGAAGAUGGAAAAGCAUUCGCUUUCACUUGUGACUGUAGCAGUCGAGAGGAUAUUUAUAGAGUUGCAGAAGAUAUAAAGGCGAGUGUUGGUGAUGUUACGAUACUGGUAAAUAACGCAGGAAUUGUUAGUGGAAAGAAAUUCAUGGAAUUGUCUGAUAUAAUGAUCAACCAGACAUUUGCAGUUAAUACUAUGGCUCAUUUUUGGACAGUGAGAGCUUUUCUUCCAUCAAUGAUCACAAAGAAUCAUGGACAUAUCGUAAGUAUAGCUUCAUCAGCUGGCCUUGUUGGGAUAUCAAACCUCACAGAUUAUUGUAGCUCAAAAUUUGCUGCAGUUGGAUUUCACGAAUCCUUACAGUUGGAGCUAGCAUCCCUUGGAAAACAUGGUAUAAAUACUACUCUUAUUUGUCCCUAUAUCAUCAACACUGGAAUGUUUGAUGGUGCAAAGUCAAAAUUUUCCAGGUUAUUGCCAAUUCUUGAUCCCAUCAAAACCGUUGAUCAAAUGAUGGAUUGCAUUUUAAGGAAUGGAAACGUGCUUAUCAUUCCCAAGAUUUUGUGCUUUCUUCUUCUUUUGAAAAGUUUUCUUCCACAGAAGUCAUUUGUAACCAUGUCGGAGUUUUUUGGAGCCAGUUCUUGUAUGAAUGAAUUCAAAGGAAGACCUAAGAAAAAAUUGAUAAAGAUGAAUGACAGAUUUCUAAAAUCUAAUACUGCGUGUGUUUAAAGCUUCAGUAUAUCCGGUUAAAUUCUUUUCAGGUUUUAUUUUCAUUAUAAUUUGAAAUAAACUAUUUUGGUGUUCCACUAA